GAAGUAUGCUCAGACGAUUGGUACGGGAGUCACACCUUCUCUUGUCAAAGAAACUGUGGAAACACUGGAGAACUUGGAGCAGUCUACUUUAACAUUCCUGAUGGAAAUUAUAACUGUUAUUGCAGAGAACUACUUUAAAGAUUUCUUCAGAUCGGGCAGCAACUUGAACCACUUUGUUGAUAGUGUUUACAGUCAUUUCCCCACACUGCUCUAUGUUAUGGAUGAGCAAAAAGUGGUGGUGGAUGAGGCCUAUAAGAUCAUCGCCCGUACUUAUGUCGAACAUCUUAUAACAAACAAGCAGAAAACCCUGAAGUGGCGAUGGGCUCCUAAUAUUGGUGAACGAAUACAUGAAGAUGCAAACCAUCUUCACAAGAGCAUUUCACUCUUG
Neolamprologus brichardi is the source of this 388-nucleotide messenger RNA. NCBI's taxonomy places the organism in Eukaryota, Metazoa, Chordata, Actinopteri, Cichliformes, Cichlidae. The record is from RefSeq and is a predicted model, not a curated record.